This is a messenger RNA of Cordyceps fumosorosea ARSEF 2679, 603 nucleotides long. RefSeq names its product mitochondrial peptidyl-tRNA hydrolase. NCBI's taxonomy places the organism in Eukaryota, Fungi, Ascomycota, Sordariomycetes, Hypocreales, Cordycipitaceae. Gene Ontology annotation, molecular function: peptidyl-tRNA hydrolase activity. The record is from RefSeq and is a predicted model, not a curated record. The transcript has a single exon. Bases 1 to 603 code for a protein of 200 amino acids.
AUGUCAAAAUUCAACCCCAAGUUCCUCAUCGUCAGCCUCGGCAACCCCCUACCUGAGUACUCCAGCCUGCACUCGGCCGGCCACUUUGCCCUCCGCGGGCUCGCCAAGCCCCUGCGCCAGCCCGGCCUCCGCAGCGGCAAGCUCGGCAAGCUCUCGUGCCUCGUCUCUCCGGGCCCCAAGUACACGCUGGUGCAGUCGCCCACGCUCAUGAACGUCAGCGGGCCCUUCGUCGCCAGGGCGUGGCAGGAGAUGCUCAAGCUGCACGACGCGGCCUCGCUGAGCCUCGUGGUGCUGCACGACGAGCUGGAGAAGGCGCUGGGCCGGGCGGCGCUGGUGCCGUGGGACCGCAGCCCGCGCGGCCACAACGGCAUCAAGAGCGUCAAGCAGGCCCUGAGGGAGGACAGGUACCCGCGGUCGCCGCUGGUGCGCAUCGCGGUGGGCAUCGAUCGGCCGCAGGCGCGCGACCCGGCGACGGUGGCCAGGUACGUGCUGGACCCGAUCCCGGCCGCCAAGCAGAGGGUCCUGGAGGAGGAGGUGCCGUGGGAGGUCAAGACGUUACUGGAGGAGCUCGAGGCGGAGUGGAAAGGCCAAGUGGAGGGGUAG